This is a messenger RNA of Exaiptasia diaphana, 2220 nucleotides long. RefSeq lists its product as uncharacterized. The transcript has 4 exons. The record is from RefSeq and is a predicted model, not a curated record. Lineage: Eukaryota; Metazoa; Cnidaria; Anthozoa; Actiniaria; Aiptasiidae. Bases 449 to 2095 code for a protein of 548 amino acids.
AAGUGAGAAAUUGCACAUGUAAUUUCAGAAAUCUAUUCUCAGGGACCGGAAAACUGGCGAUUUUCAAAGCAUCUGCAUUUUUGCAUACUUACCAAAAUGGCCACUCUCACAACUACUUUGCUGGGCUUUCAACUGCAUUAUCAAAUAGUCAAUAUGGAAUUGACUACCGUCUCRCUUCUUUGCGCAAUUUAAUUUCAUGGAAUUUCUACACUUUUUUCUUUCUUUUUUUUUAUACUUUUCCACGUUGCCUCGAGUACUUCCAUAUACAAAUCUGACCUUUCAGAUCAAAUUUMUUGCUUGGGCUGCCUGUGAUCUGAACCACAAGUCUUUGCGCCCGCCAUUAUCGAGCAAGUGACGUCAUAAUCAAUUAGUUUGAUGUCAUCAGUUGUAUUUCGUCUCGUAGUACAGCACGAAGGGUUUCUUUGAAGCUCUUUAAAAAUUGACUAAAAUGUCAGCUAGAAAAGUAUUUAYAGUUAGUUUUAUCGUCGCGAUGAUAAUUCUUGUCAAUAUUCCUGCUUCAGAUGACAAUCUUCAAAUAAAACCACAAGAAAACUCUACUAAAACAAGUGAUCAAGUACCAAUGARUGGCAGCUAUUUUCUGAGUAACUACAUCUUGCGCCCUGUUGAUUUGACCGUCAAGACAGUUUCUGCAUUGACUUUGAUUCCUCAACAACGAGUCGUYUGUUUGACCCUUGCUGUUUCAAGCUACAAAUUCUUGCUUCCACAAGAACUGCCGACAACCAAGGAAAAAGCGAUUACAGCAGUGUUUUGGGUGCUGGUCGACUCUCUAGAGGUUCCUGUAGUAGCUGAUUACACUGGAGAAAUAAAAGAGUUUGGAGACAUGAUGGGUAGAAUUGCUUUCCUGCCUGUCAGGAUACUUGGUGGAAUCGUGUCAGCCGUAACUGAUAGUUUCCCUUGGUCUAGUCUUCGUAGAGUAGCUGACAUGCUGACAUCAUGGACUGCCGACAGGGUAAUGCAGGUCAUCAACUAUUUGAUUGACUUGUCACGACCUUUCUUUGCUCAGGACAAUCUUAUCUACCAAAAUGAAGGUAUUGAGCCUGGGUACACAGUUCAUGCAUCUUGGUCGACAAGCAAUGAAGUCAUCCAUAAACAGAACAGCACAGCUCAGAAAACCUCUUCUUUACCGAUUCAGACAUCAUCAGUCAGGGGAUUCAUCCACGACCAUAUUUUGCGUCCAGUURAAUUAACCGUCAAGACAGUUUCUGCACUGACUAUGAUUCCUCAACAACGCAUCKUCUGCUUGACCCUCGCUGUUACAAGCUACAAAUUCUUACUUCCACAAGAACUCACCGCCAAGGAAGAAGUGAUCACAGCAGUGUUUUGGGUGCUGGUCGACUCUCUAGAGGUUCCCGUAGUAGCUGAAUACACAGAGGAAGUGAAAGAGUUURGAGGKAUGAUGGGUAGAAUUGCUUACCUCCCUGUAAGGAUACUUGGCAGAAUCGUAUCRUUGACAGCUGAAAGUGCAUGGAGUGCRUUGUCKUGUUUGGUUGACGCGASUUGCAACACAACAGUCGAGUUGAUUGUCCGGCCGGUUUACAACUCAAUGGUCGAGUKGAUUGUCCGGCCGGUUUACAACUCAAUGGUYGAGUGGAUUGUCCGACCAGUUUACAUCUCAAUAAUCGAACUUCUUACGCAGUCUUUAAAUWUGGUGAUGGUUGUUCAUAGCUGGUGUUGGCCAGUCAUUUCCAGGAGUUACAACUAUUUGUUAUUCCCUCUGUUUGUCCAGAACGACGAGCGUCAGUCCAGCUAUGUAUAUUAUAUAUUGUAUGCCGUCAAUACCAUACUACAUGCCGCUUACUCCRUGAUCACACUGCUUCUWCUUGAUCCUAUAAGUACCCUWGUSURCUACAGCUGGACAGACAUGUCGUUCAACUACACCAUUGGUUAUUGGAUCAACAGUGUUAAGCACAUGGCUUGGUACRUCGUUAUUUACAACUGGGAACUCACUUCAAUCGUCAGUUUGAUUUGCCUGUGGAUAUGGUGGAUCAUCAACGUGAUUAUGCGCAAGAGAAAGAGGAGAGGAAUACCAACACAGCUUCGAAAAUUACUAAAAAGACGCGACUUUCGACUAUAGAGGAUAGWCUUUUACUGAAAUGUGUCAGUUACUUUUGUAUAAAAUCUGAUGAUAGAAAUUUGCAUUUGCCCAGUUCGUCUAGCAAUAUAUGCAUUUAUUGUUAAUAAAAAGUUAUGGCCACUCGA